This is a messenger RNA of Mobula hypostoma (lesser devil ray), 1073 nucleotides long. It is a transcript of the gene snf8, whose product is annotated as SNF8 subunit of ESCRT-II. The transcript has 8 exons. The record is from RefSeq and is a predicted model, not a curated record. Lineage: Eukaryota; Metazoa; Chordata; Chondrichthyes; Myliobatiformes; Myliobatidae. Gene Ontology annotation, cellular component: ESCRT II complex. The coding region runs from base 150 to 926 and encodes 258 amino acids. Gene Ontology annotation, biological process: protein transport to vacuole involved in ubiquitin-dependent protein catabolic process via the multivesicular body sorting pathway.
CGGGCGGGAGGCGGAGCCUGGGCCUGGCGUCUGAUGGUUGGACGUAGACCGAGGUCUUGGCCGGCGUUCUGGGGUUUGGUGGCGUCCAGGGUCCGCGCUCCGCGUUCUGAAGCUUCUCUCUCGGUGGCGACACAAAGCUGAGGAUCGCGAUGCACCGCAGGGGGGUCGGGGCCGGCGCCAUCGCCCGGAAGAAGCUCGCUGAAGCCAAGUAUAAGGAGAGAGGAACAGUGAUGGCUGAAGACCAGCUGGCCCAGAUGUCGAAACAGCUGGAAAUGUUCAAGACACAUCUGGAAGAAUUUGCCAGCAAACACAAGCAGGAGAUACGGAAAAGCUCACAGUUCCGAGUUCAGUUUCAAGACAUGUGUGCUACGAUUGGAGUGGACCCCCUUGCAUCUGGAAAAGGAUUCUGGUCGGAGAUGCUGGGUGUUGGAGACUUUUACUACGAGUUGGGGGUGCAGAUUAUUGAAGUCUGUCUGGCUCUGAAACACAGAAAUGGAGGUCUGAUCACACUGGACGAACUGCAUCAGCGCGUGCUGAAAGGAAGAGGCAAGUUUGCUCAAGACGUCAGUCAGGACGAUCUCAUCCGAGCCAUAAAGAAGCUGAAAUCGUUGGGCAAUGGCUUUACCAUUAUCCCAGUGGGAGGCAGGUACCUGGUGCAGUCUGUCCCUGCAGAACUCAACAUGGAUCACACAGUGGUGCUGCAGAUCGCAGAGAGGAACGGAUACGUAACUGUCAGUGAAAUCAAAUCCAGCCUGAAGUGGGAGACGGAACGUGCCAACCAGGUGUUGGAACACUUGUUGAAGGAAGGCUUGGCGUGGAUUGACAAACAAGCUCCCGGGGAGCCACAGUAUUGGCUGCCUGCCCUCUUCUCUGAUCUGUACUCCCAGGAUGUGACACCAGAAGAAGCUGAUGAAAGCUUGCCAUGAGGAAGAUCUUCAAAAGAUCCAGAUAGAUCAGAUUGCUAUUGGUGGCAACUUCGUGUACUGCAGUUUACAGAGAGGUCUCUAUUCCGAUCUUUGCCAGGGCUGGUGACGGUUUAAUUUUACCAGGAUGUAGAGAGGUGGGGGGGGGGG